CCGCGCGUCUACUGUCCGCGGGCACGGCAAGGGGCGGGGCGUCUGAGGACAGGGCCUAGCCGGAAGUGAGCCUACGAGAGAGGGCGGUCCUGGGGCCCCCGCCCCCCUACCCACUCCAGCCCCGACGGAAACAUGCACAAGAAGAAGGCGCCCCCGGGACCUCCGGGACGCGGCGCGGCUGCAGCCAGACAGCUGGGCCUUCUGGUGGACUUCUCCCCUGACGGAAUGAUGAUUCCUGAAGAUGGUGACAAUGAUGCUGACCUUGAGGCAGAGUUCAUGGCUUUGGUAGGGACCCAGCCACCUCAGGAGCUCAAAAGCAAAGCUCCUUUGCCUAUGGAGACCAUUGAAAAGAUGGCUUCCCUGUGUAUGAAGGACCUGGAUGAAGGAGAGGGGGAAGAAGAAGAUGAUGAUGAUGUGGAAGAUGAUGAUGAACUGCUGGCAGAACUCAAUGAAGUCCUUGGGGAAAGGGAGGAGACUCAAGAUACUCAGAACUUCCCUAUGGCCAAGUCGCCCAAUCUUCCACACCCUAAGAUCAGCCCUAGCAGUGCUGGCAUGGAAGCCACCUUGGCUGAAAGGCUGACCAUGUACCAGACUGCCAUCAUCAAUGCCAAGCAUGCUGGGGACAGUUCCAAGGUCCGUCGAUAUGAACGAGGUGUCAAGACAUUAGAGAACCUGCUGGUUUCAGUUAAGAAGGGACGGAACAUCAAUGAGGAGGACAUCCCACCUCCUGUAGCUGUGGGGAAGAGCCCAAUACCUACACCAGAGAGUGUUAUACCCACCCAGCCCCCUCAGCAUCAGCUGCCAGUUGCUCCUCCCAAAACACUGCCUGUGCCCCCAAACCAUGGCUCUGGGGUGACUGAGAAGCCAGCCCCUGUAACCUCACCUGUGAGCUCUGGUCCUGGCAUCCCUGGGUCCCUGGUCCUAUUACAGGAGCGGCAGCGGGAGUACAAAAGGGCUGCAUUGCGCUCCAAACAGGAGGGAGACUCAGAAGCAGCUGCUAAGUAUUACCGUGUAGCCAAGAGCUUUGAUGCUGUUCUGGAUGCAAUGACCAGGGGUGAGGCUGUGGACCUGUCCCGUUUACCUCCACCACCUGACCAGAUGCCCAAGAACUUGCCUUCCCCAGGGCUCCAGCCUCCAGCUUCCACUCCCAGUACUGGCACUAUCUCCCCCUCCAUGCCAGAAAUGCCGCCACCUCCACGGACCCUGCUGGAGGCUUUGGAACAGAGGAUGGAGCGUUAUCGGGUAGCUUCAGGGCAGGCAAAGGACAAAGGUGAUGAUCGAAAGGCCCGGAUGCAUGAUCGAAUAGUCAAGCAAUAUCAGGAUGCCAUCCGGGCCCACAAGUUAGGCAGAUCUGUGGAUGUGACUGAACUGCCUGUUCCCCCAGGUUUCCCUCCAAUCCAGGGCCUGGAGACGGCCACAACCACACAGCAAAGCCUUGUAGGGGUUCUUGAGACUGCCAUGAGACUGGCCAACCAGGAUGAGGAGGAAGAAGAGACAAAGAAGCCCAGCACCCACUCCCUUCCUUCUCCACAAUCCAAACCCCAGGCCCCCAGGACCCCUGGACCAGGAACUGGCCCACCUGGGAAAGUGGCUAUAAAAGGCUCCACCAAAGCCCAGCAGCAGCUGGCUUUCUUGGAAGGGAGGAAGAAGCAGCUGUUGCAAGCAGCCCUUCGAGCCAAACAAAAGAAUGAUCUGGAAGGUGCAAAACUCUUUUUGCGCCAAGCUAAGGGACUGGAGCCCAUGCUGGAGGCUUCACUGAACGGGCUACCUGUGGAUAUCACCAAGGUGCCACCAGCACCUGUCAACAAAGAAGAUUUCACACUGGCCCAUCGACCUGGCGCAGCCAUCUCUCUGGAGGAGGCUGGACAUUAUGCUGAGCUCACCAAGUUGAUGAGGCAGCAGCAUGAGAUGUGCCUAAAGUACUCCAACCAAUUCACCCACCUGGGAAAUGUUGUGGAAACUAGCAAGUUUGAGAAAAUGGCUGAAGACUGUAAGAAAAGCAUGGAGAUUCUGAAGCAAGCCCACAGCCGGGGCUUCCCCCUUCCCAAGUUCCACUACGAGCAGAGGACCUUCAGUGUGGUCAAGAUCUUCCCAGAACUCAACAGUAGUGACAUGGUUCUGUUCAUAGUGAAGGGCAUCAACCUUCCCACACCUCCAGGGGUAUCCCCCAGUGACCUGGAUGCCUUCGUUCGAUUUGACUUCCCCUAUCCUAAUGCAGAAGAAGCUCAGAAGGACAAGACUAAUGUGAUAAAGAAUACAGACUCCCCUGAAUUCAAGGAGCAGUUCAAGCUUUUCAUCCAGCGGGGACACCGGGGCUUCAAGCGUGCCAUCCAAACCAAAGGGAUCAAAUUCGAAGUGGUUCACAAGGGGGGAUUGUUCAAGCCAGACCGUGUCCUGGGCACUGCCCAGCUCAAGCUGGAGGCCUUGGAGUCAGCCUGUGAGAUCCGAGAAAUCCUUGAGAUCCUGGAUGGCCGUCGCCCCACAGGAGGGCGGCUUGAGGUGAUGGUCCGUCUGAGGGAGCCACUGACCUCCCAGCAGCUAGACACUGUCACCGAGAGAUGGCUGGUCAUCGACCCCCUGCCCCCAGUGGCUGUACCCAAAACAAAGGCCCCACCCAUCCCUGCUCCUGGACGGGAUCAAGGAAGCAACAGACCAGGCUUCAGCCUGAAGAGCCUCAGUGUCAUGGCCUUUGACCGGGAACGGCUAGAGAGGAAGAUUGUGGCGUACAAGCAAGCACGGCAGGCAGUGCCCGGGAAGCUGGCCCAGCAGUACCAGGAACUUGUGCAGCACAGCCAGUGGCAGAGAGCACAGCUAGAACAGGGAGGCCCGGGCAUCCGGAGAGAGUACCACGCUCAGCUGGAACGAUACCUGCAGUACUAUACGGAGGCCGCCCGAAACCUGGGCAGUGACGGCAACAGGGAUGCAGCCAAGGAAGCUCUGUACAAACGGAAUCUAGUGGAGAGAGAGGUGAGAGCCUGGGGCGUGGGGAGGGACUUCUCUCACAUUCCUUCUCUGUCUCUCCUGUCCCAUUUCUGACGGGAGAAUUAACUAGUGCUUCCCGGUCCUGAGGCGGGAUCGGAUCCAUACACUCCUGCCCAAUCUCUGAAUCGGGGCUCCUGCGGGAGGACCUGCUUGCUCAGUAGCCCUAACAUUGCUCUCUGGGGGUGGGUUUCUUCUCAGCUGCAGCAACUUCGGAGGUGAUGGUACGAUCAGGACUAGACCCGGGUCACCGGGCUUCCCCUAGUCCAGGGAGCAAAGGCAGCUGGACUCUGGGAGCAGGUGUAUGGGCUCAGAGUGCUAGGAAGGUGAUGGGGACAAGGGUGAACAGGAGAGCCCUAGGCUCCCUCUGUGCUCUCCAACCUACCCUGAGGACUCUGCUGAAGACCAAAUCAUCUGACAAUCACUUGACAAUCAUUAGGAGGGAGGGGCCUGGCCAUACUCUGGGGGAAAGGAGGAGACUGGCACCUGGUUCAGGAUGGAGCUUGGUCUCUCUCUCUCCCCCCCUAUCCUGGUGGAAUUGGAAUUGGGGAAACAGGGAAGUUUAAGUUCCAUGAAGGAUGUGCAUCCACAAUGCCAAGCAGUAGUCCCCCCCAGAAAGACAGGCUCCUGAGCCCACACAGGCAGUGGCUUGUGCCUUGGGCAUUGUUUCCCCUUUCCCAGGCCUCCACUGUCCCCUCCACAGAAUGCAGUUUGCACAGUCAGGCAGGCUUCUGUCCCCUGGCCUACCCGAGGAGGUGGGAAGGCAUCAAGGAAGGGGUGAGGCCCUGGGGACUGUGUUCUGGCUGGAUCCCACCCCUUCCCUACCAGUUUCCCGAGCACUUUAUUUUCUCAUCUGCUAGUCUGGGGCUUCUAGGAAACCUAGAGAUCCCAGCCUCAGAAGCCUUAACUGGCCAGCACCCACCCCAAAGAACGCCCCUGCCUGGGCCUGAGGCCUGUGGGCUAGGCUCUCCCCAGACCAAUCUCCCUAAUCCUCAACCUGCCUUGCCAGCUGCCGGAGAUGAAGACACAUGGCCCUCCCAGUUAGGUAGACUUCCAUUGCCUCUGGGUGAGGACCAUGACCUCGCACCACCCCAGCUUGUCUGUUGCUUUGUGAUGCCCCUGGCAGGAAGAAGAGUGGGUUUGGGUUGCAGGGGAGCAGGCACACACAAUAAACAGCAAGGGUUGCACACA
Monodelphis domestica (gray short-tailed opossum) is the source of this 4170-nucleotide messenger RNA. Lineage: Eukaryota; Metazoa; Chordata; Mammalia; Didelphimorphia; Didelphidae. The record is from RefSeq and is a predicted model, not a curated record.